Messenger RNA from Mollisia scopiformis, 1110 nucleotides. Its product is annotated as acyl-CoA N-acyltransferase. Gene Ontology annotation, molecular function: histone acetyltransferase activity. The transcript is spliced from 2 exons. The record is from RefSeq and is a predicted model, not a curated record. Lineage: Eukaryota; Fungi; Ascomycota; Leotiomycetes; Helotiales; Mollisiaceae. Gene Ontology annotation, biological process: regulation of DNA-templated transcription. Bases 1 to 1110 code for a protein of 369 amino acids.
AUGGCGUCCGUACAAUCUCAGCGCAAGAAGAAGGGUCGCCUUAACAGUACUUACAAGUCGUUGGGCGGCCCCAGCAACCCAUCCCCUACCCCAGAAGUUGAGAAGAAGGCCGAGAAAGAAGAUCGAACACUGUCUCGCAACAUUGACGAGGUAGUCUUCGCUGACCACUCCUUCAAGACAUGGUAUCCCUCAUGGUAUCCCAAAGAGAUCCUCGGAGAGAAGGCAUUGGCAUUGGCAGAGGAAGGAAAGGGCACAGGUAUUGUGGUGAAGACCCUCUACAUCUGCAGAAAGUGCUUCAAGUACUCGAUGGAUGGAGUUGAGUGGAAGACACACCAAGACCUCUGCGAGAAGAACAAUGAUCCGCCGGGACAAGAGAUCUACGUGAAGAACAGAGGCAAGGGAGAGGAAGCUGGCGAGGGACGAUGGACUGUAUGGGAAGUUGAUGGUGCAGUUGACAAGCUCUUCUGCCAGAACCUCUCUCUCUUCGCGAAGCUCUUCCUUGACAAUAAGUCUGUCUUCUUCGAUGUUGAAGCCUUUAAGUACUUCCUAUACGUCCACACCAAUCUCGAAAGCGGCGACAAGCAAAUCAUUGGCUUCUUCUCCAAGGAAAAGAUGUCCUGGGACAACAACAACCUGGCCUGUAUCCUCAUCUUCCCUCCAUGGCAAAAGAAGGGUCUCGGUUCAAACCUCAUCGGUAUCUCCUACUCUAUUGCUCGACGAGAACGCAUCAUGGGCGGACCAGAGAAGCCAAUCAGUGACUUGGGCAGAAAAAGCUACAAGCGUUACUGGGGUGCUGUGAUCGGAAGAUGGUUGUUGAACAACUUCGAGGAAGAGAACAAGAAUUACAGCAAGAAGAAGGGCAUGCCGACCAUCAAUGUAUCUAUCAUCUCGAAAGAGACGUGGAUUCAUGCGGACGACGUGCAGUACAUGUUGAGGGAGAUGAAUUUCGUCAAGUUGAUUGGGAAGGGUCCAGCCUGCGAAAUGGAUAUAAAUGGAGUCGAGGAGUGGCUUGCGAAAAACAAGGUCUCUAUUGCUCAAGUGGUUGAUGAGGAUGGAUUCUUGCCUGGAUAUGCAGAGAAGAAGACCAGUGAAGAGCGAGAGCCGAAUUGA